Molecule: messenger RNA, 896 nt
Organism: Macroventuria anomochaeta
Lineage: Eukaryota; Fungi; Ascomycota; Dothideomycetes; Pleosporales; Didymellaceae
Exons: 2
Coding region: 134-661 (175 amino acids)
Source: RefSeq, a predicted model, not a curated record
CACUUUCGAUAUGUUCAGGUGCUAAGACGAGACGCGUUUGUUUGGAUUGCUGCAUACAUACACGUCAUAAUGAACGCGUUGUAGCUUCAUCUGUCACUUCUCACUUUCCUGACCACGUACACGCGUCUGCAACAUGGAUAAAGCGCUCGUUAACUUCCUUACUGUCGUGCAACUGGUCUGGUGGCCCCUCAGGAAGCUCACCAAUGCUAUUCGAUUCAUUGUGUCGCCAGUACUGCACGCAGUAGUCUUCAUCUUAUCGCCAAUAUGGAUAGUGGGUAGCUUUAUGCUCCUCCCCUUUAUACAUCUUGCCAAGGGGUUGUUUCAUAUCAUCACGUUACCAUUGCAGGUGAAAUGGCUGGAACGAAUCGAGACACUCUACAUCUAUCUUGGAACCGCCGGCCUCAUAGGUUGCAUGACUGGCGCCGUCCUCUACUUCAUCUUCAAGUUCUUGUCAUCGUCCCUUAGCAUUGAUGCUACCUCAAGAGUCAAACCACGUAAAGGCCGCACAACUGCAGAAUUCAGGUCUGCCCGCCGCGAGAAGCAGGAUCGGAUCUUGGCCUCAAUGCCUCCCACUCAAGUCGUAUUGGACAAGGCGUCCAGACGCCGUAGGCAUGGCCUGUUGUCGCAAACGAUCGUCGAAGAGGAGGAUUCAGAUUUCUAAGAGCAUCAGGUAGUGGUGCAGUACUUGAGCGUACAGGAGCUGUAGGGGCAGGAUGGGCUCUGGAGCCCAUAAUCUCAAGGUCAUCGUAAUAGGGCAGUGACCUCGAGUUUGUGAUUGGUACAGCAGGAACUCUUGCAGGGCACAUGAAUUCCACUGGCUUUGGCUCGUUGCGACCUUGAGGGUCCUCAGAUAACAUAUUGCAGAAAGAGAUGGUCGAAGAAAUGUUUGAUCCUGC